This is a messenger RNA of Frankliniella occidentalis (western flower thrips), 3953 nucleotides long. RefSeq names its product metal cation symporter ZIP14. The record is from RefSeq and is a predicted model, not a curated record. The transcript has 10 exons. Gene Ontology annotation, molecular function: zinc ion transmembrane transporter activity. Gene Ontology annotation, cellular component: membrane. Lineage: Eukaryota; Metazoa; Arthropoda; Insecta; Thysanoptera; Thripidae. The coding region runs from base 245 to 1609 and encodes 454 amino acids. Gene Ontology annotation, biological process: intracellular zinc ion homeostasis; zinc ion import across plasma membrane.
CCCAUGCGUCAGGGUGUUUUGAUCGGUGGUAAACAAACCAAAAGAAAGACUUGAAAGAUUUUACCUGUAUCCUUGUGAUGGUCACGUUGUUUAGGAAUUUUGGACCUUGAUUUUCGGUGUCCUGUCACAUCGAUAAGAGGUUAAUUGAUCGGAAGCAAAGAAAACCAGAAUGGCAACUUCUUCUGAAAAAGCAGCGGUCUUUCCAAGGUCACAAAGUUCAAUCAGGCCCAAUUGAUGCUGUGGAAUGUUAUGGAUGAUGGCAGUUCUGAAAAUAUUUUUGUUGACAUUAUGUCUGCUAAAUUUUGGCAAAGGAGAGGUCAUUCCACCAACCAUAUUGCAGAAUUUUCUGGAUCAUCUUAGUAAUUGUUCUUCCAUUCAAACGUCAUCAAGAAAAGAACAAUGCUUGACUCCAGAAGAACUCUUUAAAGGGUUAAAUUAUGCUAGUGGGAGUUCCUUGUCACAACUCAAUAGCAGUGUUAUUUUGGAGAGACUUGCUACAGCUCAUUGUUAUGAUGGAAAAUCUUACGGUGUUGGCACUCUGUCUGACCAAAAGAGCAGGCCUGCACCAGGACAAGUUUGGGGAAUGGGCAUACUGUUUGUGACAGUUAUAUCACUUUGCUCACUUCUGGGUGUCAGCGUUAUGCCCCUUAUGGAUAAAUCAUUUUACAAACAACUACUAACUGUGCUCAUUGGUCUUGCUGUUGGUUCUCUGUCCGCGAGUUCUCUCUUCCACCUAAUACCUCAAGCCUUCAGUUUGAUGGAUAAUGACGUACAUCAUAAAUACUUAUCGAUUUGUCUCUAUGUUUGGGGUGGUAUUUGGGUCUUCUUCAUGGUGGAACGAAUCCUGAAGAUAAUCCAUGAUAGUCGAGAGGCAAAGCAGAAAAAGGAUAAAGUCCACAAUACAGUUUCUUCCAUUUCAAGCCCAAGCCAACCUAGUGUUUGUCUUUUACCUGCCCACAGGCAGGAUGAGGUUAAUUCAGACAGCUGUAUGCAUGAUGCCAGUACCAUUUAUGAUUGUCAGGAACAAGUUAUUAAGGCAUCUUUUGGUCAUGCAGAGAGACCUCAUCCUAGCAACAACCACAGUCAUACCAUUACUUUUGAUAGCAACAAAGACAGUGCCAUUGCCACUGUUGCGUGGAUGGUAAUUUUUGGCGAUGGACUUCAUAAUUUUAUUGACGGAUUGUCUAUUGGCGCUGCUUUCAAUGAAAGUAUUCUUACUGGUAUUAGUAUUAGUGUUGCUGUUGUAUGUGAAGAAUUUCCUCAUGAACUAGGUGAUUUUGCAGUGUUGCUCAAUGCAGGCAUGUCAAUUCGUCAAGCAUUAUUGUACAAUUUUCUGUCUGCCUGCACAUGUUACCUUGGUCUUAUUGUUGGAAUUGUUCUUGGUGAAUUUGAGGCCAGCACCUACAUAUUUGGGUUUGCUGCUGGAAUGUUUUUGUACAUAUCUCUUGUUGACAUGGUCCCAGAGAUGAACGAGGUUGCGGAAGAAGCAAGCAAAGUAAGCUGGCAAAAAGCUGUUCAAACAUUAUUCUUACAAAAUGUUGGUAUGUUAACUGGUGUUACAGUGUUGUAUCUGCUUGCUCGCUAUCAGAACCACAUCAAUUUUUCAUGACUUUUGUAAAUAGAUUGAAGUACUUACAAGUAUUGUGCGGUCUGAUAUCAGUAACAGUUUACUGUUUUAUCACUGAGUCUUAAUUUCCCAUUAUUAGUAAAUAGUACUCUUUUAUUGAACACUUUUGUUAAAUGAUGAAAUUGACAUGGUAGGAGUUAAAAAUUCAAGUUCUCCUACUCUAGAACUUUUUAUUGUUUUAUGGUGGUCAUAUAUCCUGGUAUAAUAUCUUGUUGGAACUCUCUGUCGACUGUGUUAAAUUUAUUUAUUUUGAAGUGGUUUUGUAAGCAUUUUUAUGUGACUGUUUUAAUAUAGUAAUCAAUUUAAGUCCAUGUUUAACCAUGACAGAUUUUCUUUCUUAGUAUACUUUUUUGUUCUAGAAUACCUAUUGCCUUGUUCUAAAAGGCUGAUUCUGUUGAGAUUAUCGUUAUGUCAUAUUUUAGUUAAUUAUGAGAAUGGGUUUUGUGCAUAAUCUUCAUUCAGGUACAUUUGUAACCUUUCCCAACUUUUACUUGUGACAGCUGUACUCUUUUAUUUUAUAGUUCUAUGAUCCUUUAGUGUCCGAUACACCACAUGCACGACCCUCUUCCAAAAUAUCUGAUUUUCCAGCUAAUGUGUGUUCCAAUGAAUCUCAGCUGUCCUCCAUGUUUUAAGAAACUGUUAUCAUUGUGAGUCAGGACGUAGCACAGAAAGUGUGACAAUAAGUAGUCCAUCUGUUGUGUCUUGAUGAAUUUUAGAGUGUUUACUUUAAAGUUUUAUGAACUCUGUAUUGAAUCUGUUAUUACCUUAAUUAUAUCUAAGUAUACUACUCUGUGAUUUAAGGUAACAUUAAUAACCUUGUAUGCGAAACGUGCUAAUAGGGUCCACAAAUAUUUAAUAUUUGUGGCUAUUUGUUAUCAUACUGCUUUUACAACAUUUUUUCUUGGGAAUUUUUAUUAAUUUGAGUAUACCCAGUGUACUAUAGGCAGUUAGUGUUAUGAAAUUGGACUUAUAAUUUUUCAAAUAAUCCAGCCAUCAAAACUCAUACAAGAUUAUUUGUACUUACAUUAGUGAGUGGUGUCUGUGGUAAUCUGUGUGUGCUUGAGUUGAUUUAAUAGUUUUGGAAUGGAACUGUGUUAUUUGUGACUGCAAAGGACUGUACUUUUUGUAAGAGUAGCUUUAUUGUCCACCUAGCUUCAAUUUGUAGAUUUAUGACAGCAAAGCCCGAAAAGAUGACAGUAAAUCUGCUUCAAUCAAUCUCGCUAUUUUAUCUCUAAAUAUAAAUCAUGAGUAUGUAGCCUUACUCAUAAAAAAAGACAAUUGCACCUGAUCAUCAAAGUUAAUGGGAGAAAUUUUGACAAUCAGGACCUAGACAUAUCAGUGUCUUCAAGACGAUCUCAAUCCAAAAGUCUGUUAAAAUAAAUGCUUUGCCAACUGUAAUGUACUGUAUCUGUAGAUGUCCUACCCCAAGUACCAGAAAUUAGAUCAAAUUUAUGUAAAUAUUUUAUCAUCGCUAAUUUAUCACCAUGUCAUUUUUUCGAUUGUGGAAAUAAACUUCACAAGUGUUUUGUCACUUUUAUUUUGAUCGGACAAAAUUUAUGUUGAAUUUGACUCGUUUAAUAAUGUGAAUGAUACGCUGUCCACAAUAAUUAAAAAUAUGUAUCAAUAUCACUUAUAUAUGAUCAUACUGGAUGGUUUAUAGACCCCUUCCGUUAUUUUGCUUAUGCUGUCCUGGAUGCAGGCGUGCGGCCGGGUUGCAUACUCGCACGGGGCCAUAAGGCGCCGCUGUGAGCGACGGUUGGAAAGCCCGCCCGCACGUCUGCAUGCGGUACAGUAUAGGCAAAAUAAAGGACAGGCCUGUGGGGCACCCUGUAUGUAUAUAUCAAAAAACCACUGUUACUUGGGAUAAGUUCUUUGCCAACAUAAGGUUGCUCACUUUUUCCUGUUUUUUUUUUUUUAUUGUUUAAUGUCAAUGCUUCACAUGUUGUUGUCGUUCACCAUGGAUGUUUUUUUUUUAUGACAUUGUGAGAUUUUUGCUUUGUUUUGUUUUCAUAUUGAACAGUUUUGAGCUAUGAUCUUAGUACUGUUUAACUGCUCUUCUUUUGUAGAUAUUUGUUUACGUCUAAAGUAACUAUUCUGUUACUUAAGGCUGAUUGUGCUGAUUUGAUUUCUGAUGGCUCUUUAAUUCUGUCCACAACUUUACCCUGUCAUAUGCUCAAGGUAUACUUUGUUCAUAAGAAAAUGCAAGAAAUACUUUACAUUCUAGUCCAACAGUUAUUUGGUUUCAUAUAGGUAUGUAUGUACCUGCAAUUUCUCAGAUUUUCAAACCUGAUUCUAAAGAUUAAAAACUGAACAGAAAACUAAGGAA